AGGUGGCUAGCGGGUCUGGCUGGCCGUGCGUGCAUCUCUUUCCGUUCCCCUGCCUGUUCUUUAGGAUUGGAAAUCGAAAUCACAGCUGUUACGAAGGGCCUAAUCCAAGGCACUAGGGUGCCACCUACGCGCUGAUGCCUCGAAUGCUCACAGGGCUUCCAGCUAACCAUGCUGCACCAACUCUGGCGCUGCCCCUGCUACUGUUACUGCUGGUGCUGUGGACCCCGCUCCCCAAUAGCGCGAGGCGGUCCACAGGCACUGAUUACUUGCGGCGAGGCUGGCUGCGGCUACUAUCCGAGGGCGGGGGCUGUGCUCCCUGCCGGCCAGAAGAGUGCGCUGCGCCGCGGGGCUGCCUAGCAGGCCGGGUGCAGGAUGCGUGCGGUUGCUGCUGGGAAUGCGCCAACCUGGAGGGCCAGCUCUGCGAUCUGGACCCGAGCGCCAACUUCUACGGGCGCUGUGGUGAGCAGCUCGAGUGCCGGCUGGAAGCGGGCGGUGACCUGAGCCGAGGAGAGGUGCCGGAGCCGCUGUGUGUCUGUCGCUCGCAGCGCCCACUCUGUGGUUCCGACGGCCGCACCUACGCGCAGAUCUGCCGCCUGCAAGAGGCCGCCGGCGCUCGGCCUGAUGCUAACCUCACUGUGGUGCAUCCAGGGCCCUGCGAAUCGGAACCCCAGAUCGUGUCACAGCCCCACAAUAUUUGGAAUGUGACUGGACAGGAUGUCAUCUUUGGCUGCGAGGUGUUUGCCUAUCCCAUGGCCUCCAUUGAGUGGAGGAAAGAUGGUUUGGACAUGCAGCUGCCAGGGGAUGACCCCCAUAUCUCUGUACAGUUUAGGGGUGGACCUCAGAAGUUUGAGGUGACCGGCUGGCUACAGAUUCAGGCUUUGCGUCCUAGUGAUGAGGGCACCUACCGCUGCCUUGCCCGCAAUGCCCUGGGCCAAGUCGAAGCCUCUGCUACCCUGACUGUGCUCACACUAGACCAGCUCAACGCCACAGGAUUCUCCCAGCUGCAAUCGAUGAAGUCGGUUCCCGAGGAAGAGGCAGACAAUGAAGAGCUGGAGGAUUACUACUAGGUCCAGCUCUCUGAUCUGUGCCGUGGGCGUGUGGAUAUAGUAGCUACCCCUGCUGUGGAGAAGACAUGGAGAAGACCGGACAGGGCGAGCAGGGUCCUUUCAUGGAUUGUAGCCUCAGUUUCCCCUCUCCUCAGAACUCAUCUCCCAGAAGCUUCCCACCUAGGGCACUUACUAACCAUACCUCUUUCUGUGAGAGCACAGUGGAACUGAUCUAGCUCAGUGCAGCGAUAAGGCUAGGCCAGCUUCUAGUCUUGUGCUGCUCUAGUGGACAAAGCCCACCCAGCCUGUGACUAGACACAGUGGGCACCAAUAAAAAAAUA
Messenger RNA from Microtus ochrogaster (prairie vole), 1387 nucleotides. It is a transcript of the gene Kazald1, whose product is annotated as Kazal type serine peptidase inhibitor domain 1. Gene Ontology annotation, molecular function: insulin-like growth factor binding. Gene Ontology annotation, cellular component: extracellular region. The record is from RefSeq and is a predicted model, not a curated record. Gene Ontology annotation, biological process: regulation of signal transduction; regulation of cell growth. Lineage: Eukaryota; Metazoa; Chordata; Mammalia; Rodentia; Cricetidae.